AAGCCAGAGCGUGUGAAAUCAACAAGAUAAUCACCAUGCGAUCUUCUCCUUCUUCCUCUUGUUUCAGUUCGUCUUCGUCUUCUAAAAUCACCAUGCGAUCAUCUCCUCCUUCCUCUUGUUCCAGUUCUGCUUCUAAUUCACUCGCUGCAACAAGUAUGACCAAAAGACUCGACACCAUCUUCAAGAAAGCUUACGAGCUUUCCACUCUCUGUGAUGUCGAAGUCUGCGUCAUCCAUUACGGACCAGACGGAGAAUUGAAGACAUGGCCGGAGGAUAGACAGAAAGUGAGAGACAUUGCCCAGAGGUAUAGUCAGUUAGACGAAGACAAGAGACGCAAGAAAAGCGUCGAUCUUUAUGGGUUUCUCGAGAAGAACAAGACGAAGAUGGCGAAUUUGACGAAGAAGACGAAGAGGGAUGAAUUAAAGUAUCCAAUCUCUGAUCAUUACUCUCCCGACCAAAUCUCCCAACUGAUUCAGUCCUUGGAACUAAAUUACUCUAAAUUGCAAGAAAGGCUUCGUUUUCUCGAGGCACAGAACCAGAAAAAGACGAACUUGGAGGAUCACAGGGGUUUAAGAACUCGUCCAAUGUCUCUGAACCAUCAAGAUCAUCAUCAGACCCAAUCCUUGAACCCUAGCAAGUUCUCGCUACUUAUAUAUAACCAUGAAGAUGCAACUCUCUCUCAAAUCCCACUCUCUGCAUCAACUCUCAAUCAGUUGACCAGUUACACAGGUGAUUACUCGGCAGUUCAAGAAUCUAGGUUGAAGAAUCAAGAGCUUUAUGGUUGUGAUCAGAACAUGUCAAUGGGUAACAUCAGCAGCAAAGACUUUCCACAUCCUUGCGUCUCCAACACACAAGGUUACUCAACAGUACAAGGAUUUGCAAAUCACUACGGGCUGAAUAACUUGAUGCGGCAAGAGCCUAAUGGUGGCGAUCAGAACAUGUGUAUGAGUGGUGGUAGCACCAGUAACAACGUUCAAGAUCCUUGUCUCUCAAACACAGUCUCAGAUGCGCUCUGUUCUGGUUCUCAGGACCCUUGUGGUUAUAUGGUCAGUAACACUAGCUUCUCUCAAGACCUUUCAGAUAUGUUUUCAAGCUAUGGUGUACAAUGUGACGCGACCAGUCUACUUCAGACAUCUACUCUACCAUCUCUCUACACCAUUCCUAACUGCUAGAUUCCUCUGAUAACAAACUGCUAUGAUUAUGAAGCAAUUACCUGAUGAAGUAGCUGCCCACGUAGAUUGAAGUUGUUUAUGCGUCUGGAUUCCUGCUAUCUUUUUUUUUAUUAUAUGGAUUUAGCUGCAAAACAGAUGCAUUUGUAGAGAUUUUGUUUUGAGGUUUGAAGUUAGAA
Molecule: messenger RNA, 1348 nt
Organism: Eutrema salsugineum
Lineage: Eukaryota; Viridiplantae; Streptophyta; Magnoliopsida; Brassicales; Brassicaceae
Product: agamous-like MADS-box protein AGL75
Exons: 1
Coding region: 36-1172 (378 amino acids)
Biological process (GO): positive regulation of transcription by RNA polymerase II
Molecular function (GO): protein dimerization activity; cis-regulatory region sequence-specific DNA binding; DNA-binding transcription factor activity, RNA polymerase II-specific
Source: RefSeq, a predicted model, not a curated record